GAGGAGCAGCAGCAGGACUUCCAGAGCAUCCAGGAGACCCACAGGCAGUACCGUCUGAAGCUGGAAGAGCUGAUCAAACUGCAGAACAGUUGUACCAGCUCCAUCACUCGGCAGAAGAAGAAGCUCCAGGAGCUGGCCCUCAUUCUAAAGAAAUGCAAACCCUCCCUUCCAGCGGGGGUCCAGGAGGCUUCAAAGGAGCUGGAGAACCAGAUCAAGGAGCGCCAAGGCCUCUUCUUCGAUAUGGAAGCCUAUUUGCCCAAGAAGAAUGGGUUGUACCUGAGCCUGGUUCUGGGCAACGUCAACGUGACACUCCUGAGCAAGCAGGCUAAGUUUGCCUACAAAGAUGAGUACGAGAAGUUCAAGCUCUACCUCACCAUCAUCCUCAUCCUCAUCUCCUUCACCUGUCGCUUCCUCCUCAACUCCAGGGUGACAGACGCUGCCUUCAACUUCCUGCUGGUCUGGUAUUACUGCACACUGACCAUUCGAGAGAGCAUCCUUAUCAACAAUGGUUCCAGGAUCAAAGGCUGGUGGGUUUUCCAUCAUUAUGUGUCCACGUUCCUGUCGGGAGUCAUGCUGACAUGGCCCGACGGCCUCAUGUACCAGAAGUUCCGGAACCAAUUCCUGUCCUUCUCCAUGUACCAGAGCUUCGUGCAGUUCCUGCAGUAUUACUAUCAGAGCGGCUGUCUGUACCGCCUUCGGGCCCUGGGUGAGAGGCACACCAUGGAUCUCACUGUGGAGGGCUUCCAGUCCUGGAUGUGGCGGGGCCUCACCUUCCUGCUGCCCUUUCUGUUCUUUGGACAUUUCUGGCAGCUUUUUAACGCGCUGACAUUGUUCAGCUUGGCCCGGGAUCCUGAGUGCAAGGAGUGGCAGGUGCUUAUGUGCGGCCUCCCCUUCCUCAUCCUCUUCCUCGGCAAUUUCUUCACCACCCUGCGGGUUGUGCACCAGAAAUUCCACAGUCAGCGGCACAGGAGCAAGAAAGAUUGAGGCUGGGUCUUCUGCCCACUGGCUUGGAAGGGGCUUCUGUACCCCAUGUGUUGUUUUAGGAGGUGGGACUCGCUCGUCCAGAAGGUCUCUCUGCUCUCUCUGGGUCUUGUGGGCUCUGUGGGCCCCAAAGGCUAUGCUGGAGAAGACCUGGACCUGUGUCCCAGCCUGUGGCGAGCUGGGGGCCAGUGGCCUUAAUAAAGGAAGAGAGGCACAGA
This is a messenger RNA of Myotis brandtii (Brandt's bat), 1199 nucleotides long. It is a transcript of the gene TMEM120A, whose product is annotated as transmembrane protein 120A. The transcript is spliced from 12 exons. The record is from RefSeq and is a predicted model, not a curated record. Lineage: Eukaryota; Metazoa; Chordata; Mammalia; Chiroptera; Vespertilionidae. The annotation marks the transcript as partial. Gene Ontology annotation, biological process: fat cell differentiation. Gene Ontology annotation, cellular component: membrane.